AUGCCGGUUGGGUCUGGUUAGUAAGGAAGGCCUUUGGGAGUGAUGCCUGUUGGGUCUGGUUAGUAAGGAAGGCCUUUGGGAGUGAUGCCUGUUGGGUCUGGUUAGUAAGGAAGGCCUUUGGGAGUGAUGCUUGUUGGGUCUGGUUAGUAAGGAAGGUCGUUGGGAGUGAUGCCUGUUGGGUCUGGUUAGUAAGGAAGGCCUUUGGGAGUGAUGCCUGUUGGGUCUGGUUAGUAAGGAAGGCCUUUGGGAGUGAUGCCUGUUGGGUCUGGUUAGUAAGGAAGGUCGUUGGGAGUGAUGCCUGUUGGGUCUGGAUAGUAAGGAAGGCCUUUGGGAGUGAUGCCUGUUGGGUCUGGUUAGUAAGGAAGGCCUUUGGGAGUGAUGCCUGUUGGGUCUGGUUAGUAAGGAAGGCCUUUGGGAGUGAUGCCUGUUGUGUCUGGUUAGUAAGGAAGGCCUUUGGGAGUGAUGCCUGUUGGGUCUGGUUAGUAAGGAAGGCCUUUGGGAGUGAUGCCUGUUGGGUCUGGUUAGUAAGGAAGCUCGUUGGGAGUGAUGCCUGUUGGGUCUGGAUAGUAAGGAAGGUCGUUGGGAGUGAUGCCUGUUGGGUCUGGAUAGUAAGGAAGGCCUUUGGGAGUGAUGCCUGUUGGGUCUGGUUAGUAAGGAAGGUCGUUGGGAGUGAUGCCUGUUGGGUCUGGUUAGUAAGGAAGGCCUUUGGGAGUGAUGCCUGUUGGGUCUGGUUAGUAAGGAAGGUCGUUGGGAGUGAUGCCUGUUGGGUCUGGAUAGUAAGGAAGGCCUUUGGGAGUGAUGCCUGUUGGGUCUGGUUAGUAAGGAAGGCCUUUGGGAGUGAUGCCUGUUGGGUCUGGAUAGUAAGGAAGGCCUUUGGGAGUGAUGCCUGUUGGGUCUGGUUAGUAAGGAAGUGUGAUGCGUGAUUUGAAGGAGUCAGGCGCAGGAGGGUAAAUCACAGUAUACAGAGUUUAUUCCGUAAUACAGCAUUAACCAGUCCAGUACGCAAAACAGACGCACUGGAACAAACAGGCACACAGGGAAAAUACCCCGGCAAUACAAAAUACACGGAGCUCAACCGAGCUGCUAUCUACUCACAAUAAACAAUCACCCACAAGGACAAGGGAGCAGAGGGAACACUGUUACACAGACCAAUGAGGGGAUUAGAACCAGGUGUGUGUAAUAGACAAAACAAAUGGAAUGAUGAGAUGAGGAGCGGCAGUGGCUAGAAGGCCGGUGACGACGAACGCCGAAGCCUGCCGGAACAAGGAGAGGAGGCAGCUUCAGAGGAAGUCGUGACAGGAAGGCCGUUGGGAGUGAUGCCUGUAUAGUCUGGUUAGUAGUCUGGAAGAAGAAGAAGAAGAAGAGGGAGAGAGCCUGUGUGUGUGUGUGUGUGUGUGUGUGUGUGUGUGUGUGUGUGUGUGUGUGUGUGUGUGUGUGUGUGUGUGUGUGUGUGUGUGUGUGUGUGUGUGUGUGGUGUGUGUGUGUGUGUGUGUGUGUGUGUGUGUGUGUGUGUGUGUGUGUGUGUGUGUGUGUGUGUGUGUGUGUGCGUGCGUGCUUGCGUGCGUGCGUGCGUGCGUGUGUGUGUGUGUGCGUGUGCAUGCGGGUGUGUGUGGAGUUGGCCUCUGGGUGUGUGUGUGUGUGUGUGUGUGUGUGUGUGUGUGUGUGUGUGUGUGUGUGUGUGUGUGUGUGUGUGUGUGUGUGUGUGUGUGUGUGUGUGUGUGUGUGUGCGUGUGCGUGUGUGUGUGUGUGUGUGUGCGUGUGCAUGCGGGUGUAUGUGGAGUUGGCCUCUGGGUGUGUGUGUGUGUGUGGAGUUGGCCUCUGGGUGUGUGUGUGUGUGUGGAGUUGGCCUCUGGGUGUGUGUGUGUGUGUGGAGUUGGCCUCUGGGUGUGUGUGUGUGUGUGGAGUUGGCCUCUGGGUGUGUGUGUUUGGAGUUGAUUGUCUGAAUCACUGGAUCUGUCCCAAAUGGCACCCUAAUCCCCAUAUAGUGCACUACUAUUGACCAGAGAAUGGCACCCUAAUCCCCAUAUAGUGCACUACUAUUGACCAGAGCCCAUAGGACUCCUUAACCAUUUGGGACCGGUGCACUGACUAUCAGUCCAUUGUCAGCUGUCUGCCUGCCAGGAAAUCAAUGAAGUGCUAACAAACCUGACAAUCACUAUCCCUCCUGCAGAAUCACCCCUUAAAGUUGGUGGCUCAUUUGAAAAGCCGUUGAAAAGGUCUACGCUCCCCUGACUCACUGACACCAGGUAAAACACGUACAGUACACAACUCUUCAAGUCAUCGGGAGUAGCCCAGUUCCUCUGAACAAAAGGGAGAAAUCCUACAGCAGAAACCUUUAAGGUCCAGUGCAGCCGUUUUUUUAUCUCAACAUCAAAUCAUUCCUCGGUAACAAUUGAUAAUCUUACUGUGAUUGUGUUCAAUUAAAAUGGUCAAAAAAUAAACCUAAAAAAAGAUUAUUGGCAAAGAGCCAUUUAGCUAGGACUGUCUGGGAGUGGUCUGAGUGGGGAGGGGACAACUGAAAAGUAGCUGUUAUUGGCAGAGAGGUUCGGAACUCUAUUUCUUAUUGGUCUAGUAACUAAUUUACCGCAUGAUGAUGUCACCGUGGAAAGGCCAAAACUCCAUCCCACCAAAACAGGCUGAAAUUUCAGCCGGUCUUUUCAAACAGCUCUUACAACAAAAGGGCACUAUCAUAAUUUUCACAAAUGCUCAAGCCUUUUGUGGGGCCUAAUUGAGAUUUGCUUGGGGAUUCAAAUUUGUGAUUGACUUAGUGUUGUUGUUUGUCUAUUGCUAUUUUUGUAUAACGUACCUUCAGAUCACUGAAACCCCACCUGAUGUGGUGGAAGUUGUCGAACCAGAUCAGAAAGCCUUCGAGGACCACCUUCAGGCACGGACUGAGAAGGAUGUGGAGGUUUUCGACCAGGUAAAAACGAUUGUCCGCUGUUAAUUUAUUUUCUGGCCCUCCAAGAGAUAUUUAAGAAAUAUAUUUGUAAUAUGAAAUAUAAUUGCAUUUAUUCCUGUUAUCAAUCAAGGUGAGAACAUGAACAAGGUGCAGGAGAAACAAGAAUCAAGAAGGGCACCAAGUGCUACGACAUCCGGGCGAAUGACUUGGUUUGGAAGAAGGACGAAAGGAAGGCGAGACCUGGGAAACCUCGCUGCUCUUUCACUCCUAGCUGGGGUCACCAUCCAUUAAGGUGAAUGUAAAACAUCUCAGAUAAUAACUAUUUGCAUUUGCACACAAAAUAACCUGAAGCUAGUUUUAGUUUCCCUAACACUGAUAUUUUUCUCUUUGUCUUCCUAGGGUUUCCUCGGUGGAAGCCAACAAUCUUCUGCAGUUGGAGCAGUUGGACGGUCGACCACUGAAAGCACUGACCCCCUACACUACGGUGAAGCACAACAGACAAAGUAUGUUAAGCUUUGGUUGACAUUUCAGAAAGCAAGAAAUGGUAGUUAUGCUGAAUUUAGAAAAAUUUACCUCUUCAAUUUACCUCUCCAAAUGACUUUAGGACCAUCGACUGUCCGAGCCCCCCAGAGGGUAUCCCAUCCACCAGAACCAGUGAGUUCGGAUCAGUCUGAUUCUCUGUGCUCUGAGUCGGAGGCGGACCAGCUUGAGGUAGGCUAUACCUUCCAAAAGUGUUGAAAAGUACAUAUCUCCCAUUUAUAACACUGCACUAAUCCAUCAAAGUUUCUCCCAGUAAAGUGUAACCUGUGUGUUUUCUUGUUUACGUCUCGGUCUCCUGUCUCUCACUGUUCAAAUAAACCUACCAUUAAAAUGAUAGACUGAUCAUGUCUUUGUCAGUGGGCAAACAUACAAAAUCAGCAGGGGAUCAAAUACUUUUUCCCCUGACUGUAGGCUACCCUGUAACCCUGCACCAGUAUUGAUGGUAUACUGUAGGUUACCCUGUAACCCACUCACUAACUGUACCUCUCUGUACCCUGCUUUGCAAACAAGCUGUGUUCGAUGCAGCUGAGCCAACACAUCUAGACAUUGUAGAGCUGCCAAUGGUGCAGGAACACAUAGUCGUAAACACACACACACACACACACACACACACACCACAUGGCCGUAAACCCUUCCUACAGGUGGCUCCUCUACAGUCUCUCCCCAUCUCUGUGCGUGUGUGUGUGUCCGUGGGUGCAUGUGAGCCACCUGUCCGUGGGUGCAUGUGAGCUAUCAUGUCAACACAUCUAGACAUUGUAGACACUCGCGUGUGUGUCUGUGUGUAUGCGUGUCUGUGUGUGUGUGCGUGCGUGCGUGCAUGCGUGUAUGCGUGCGUGCGGUGUGAUUGACAUGUGUGGAGCGAGGAAUAUGUCUGAUGUUAUCUCAAUGGACCGAUACAGUUAUAAUUAGGCUGUUUUUUUGCUUGGAUAUACAUGUCUGUUAAAUUACCAAUAUGUAAAUGCAUCAUGUCCUCUCACUACUGGUGUUCCCCAGGGUUGGUUCGAGCCGUUUUCUUCUCCAGAGACCAUGUCACUCAUCUCCUGGUCUCUCCUAUCGUUGCUAUGCCGAUGACACUCAACUACUUUUCUCCUUCCCCCCUUCUGACACCCAGGUGGCGACACGCAUCUCUGCGUGCUUGGCAGAUAUCUCAGCUUGGAUGUUGGCCCACCACCUCAAGCUCAACCUCGACAAGACGGAGCUGCUCUUCCUCCCGGGGAAGUCCUGCCCGCUCCAAGACCUCUCCAUCACGGUCAACCACUCCACGGUGUCCCCCUCCCAGAGUGCAAAGAACCUUGGCAUAACACUGGACAACAUCCUGUCAUUCUCUACAAGCAUCUAAACAGUGACUCGCUUCUAUAGGUUCAUGCUCUACAACAUCUGUAGAGUAAGACCUUUCCUCACACAGGAAGCGGCGCAGGUCCUAAUCCAGGCACUCGUCAUAUCCAGUCUGGGCUCCCCGCUUGUCCCAUCAAACCCCCUUGCAAUUUAUCCAGAACGCUGCAGCCCGCCUGGUGUUCAAGCUGCUCUCCCAUGUCACUAGUCUUUUCUUACUGGUACCGACUUUGCUGAGAACUUCUUUAUUGAGAAAGAAUUGACUUACUACGACUGUGAUCUGUUGUUGUCUCACCUUGCUACCUAAAGAUGAAUGCCCUAACUGUAAAUCGCUCUGGAUUAAUAGCGUCUGCUAAAUGACUAAAAGGUAAAUGUAUUUAAAACUUCAAUUGCAGUUUAAAACAGUAAAGGACAGAAUCAUCUGAUCAUCAGAAUGGUUCAUUUAGUAGAUAAAUUAAGGUCUGAGACUGAAACAAUAUUACCGGUGCUGAGACUGAAUCGAUAUUACCGGUGCUGAGACUGAAUCGAUAUUACCGGUGCUGAGACUGAAUCGAUAUUACCGGUGCUGAGACUGAAUCGAUAUUACCGGUGCUGAGACUGAAUCGAUUUUACCGGUGCUGAGACUGAAUCGAUAUUACCGGUGCUGAGACUGAAUCGAUAUUACCGGUGCUGAGACUGAAUCGAUAUUACCGGUGCUGAGACUGAAUCGACAUUACCGGUGCUGAGACACAAGUCUGCACAUUCACUCUAGGGCCUGGUUUGGUCGCUGACACUGACCCUAGGUCAGGGACGGGCAACUCCAGCCCUCGGGGCCUGAAUGGUGUCACACAUUUUUGCCCCAGCCCCAGUUAACACACCUGACUCCAAUCAGUCAACUAAUCACGAUUUUCAGUUUAGAAUGCAAUUAGUUUAAUCAGCUGUGUUCGCUAGGGAUUGGGGGGGAAAAGAGUGUGACACCGCUCCGUCCCUGAUCUAGGGUCAGUAUCAGCGACCAAACCGGGCUCUAAAGGUCACCAACCAUCACAGACAACAGAGGCCAACCCCACAAACAGGCAUCAGAGUUUCCGGAUGCAUCUGUACUAUCCAUCACUCCAACACACAUAGUGAACCAGUUAGCAGUGUCAAAGGUGCAUCGUGUACAUUUCCCACCUGGACAAGAGGAACACCUACGUGAGAAUGCUGUUCAUUGACUACAGCUCAGCGUUCAACACCAUAGUGCCCUCAAAGCGCAUCACUAAGCUAAGGACCCUGGGACUAAACACCUCCCUCUUCAACUGGAUCCUGGACUUCCUGACGGGCCGCCCCCAGGUGGUAAGGGUAGGCAACAACACAUCCGCCACGCUGAUCCUCAACACGGGGGCCCUCAGGGGUGCGUGCUCAGUCCCCUCCUAUACUCCCUGUUCACCCUUGACUGCGUGGCCAAACACGACUCCAACACCAUCAUUAAGUUUGCUGACGACACAACAGUGGUAGGCCUGAUCACUGACAACGACGAGACAGCCUAUAGGGAGGAGGUCAGAGAUCUGGCAGUGUGGUGCCAGGACAACAACCUCUCCUUCAAUGUGAGCAAAAUAAUAAAUAUAAAUAAUAAUAAAUAACACAAAGGAGCCGAACAGGCCCCCAUUAACAUCGACGGGGCUGUAGUGGAGCGGGUCGAGAAUUUCAAAUUCCUUGGGUGUCCACAUCACCAACAAACUAUCAUGGUCCAAACACACCAAGACAGUCGUGAAGAGGGCACAACUGGGAAACAUCCAUGGCAGGCAGUGUUGUCACGGACAAUUUUCUUGGAAAAGAUGUACAAGAAGGGAAUAAUAUUUAUGAAGGAUAAUUUAAGAUAAGAUAAGAUAAGAUAAGAUAAGAUACGAUAAGAUAAGUUAAGAUAAGAUAAGAUAAGAUAAGAUAAGAUAAGUAAACUAGAAUGGUAAAAUGACAUCACACAAGCAACUAACAAUAAUGUAUGGAGGUUUAAAAAUCAUAAAUGGUUUAAAAUGAUAAGUAUAAUUUUUUUUUUUUAAUCAGUUUUCACUUAAAGUCAAAAUGUUUGGCAGCAAUACCGUAUAAAAUACAAGUCAGUUGGCAUUGGGUCUAUGAACUGACACACAGUAUAAAACAACUAUUGACACGUCAAUCCAAUCUUUUCAAUUUAAGAUAUUAUAUAAUAUACUUGCUACAAAAAGAAUGCUCAGUAUAUGGGGCAUUGAACAGUCAGCCUUGUGCAACGAGGAAACAGAAUCAAAUAGAGCAUAUUUUCUGGUACUGUCCAUCAGUGGCUCGCUUUUGGAGUCAGGUCCAGGAAUGGUUGUUAUGUCAUAACAUCAGGGUUCGGUUUGACCUGCAAACUGUAUUGUUAGGGGAUCUGAAAAACCACAAUCAGUCAAUUGGAAAUGUAAUUAUACUCUUGAGUAAAGUAUUUAUUUUUUGGGCAAUAUCGGUAUAAAUGUUACAGCCUCUAGUGAAGGCUAUUUAACCGUCUGAUGGCCUUAAGAUAGAAGCUGUUUUUCAUUCUCUCGGUCCCAGCUUUGAUGCACCUGUACUGACCUUGCCUUCUGGAUGAUAGCGGAGUGAACAGGCAGUGGCUCGGGUGGUUGUUGUCCUUGAUUAUCUUUUUGGCCUUCCUGUGACAUCGGGUGCUGUAGGUGUCCUGGAGGGCUGGUAGUUUGCCCCCGGUGAUGCGUUGGGCAGACCGCACCACCCUCUGGAGAGCACUGCGGUUGCGGGCGGUGCAGUUGCCGUACCAGGCGGUGAUACAGCCCGACAGAAUGUUCUCAAUUGUACAUCUGUAAAAGUUUGGGAGGGUUUUAGGUGCCAAGCCACAUUUCUAUAGCCUCCUGAGGUUGAAGAGGUGCUGUUGCUCCUUCUUCACCACACUGUCUGUGUGGGUGGAACCAUUUCAGUUUGUCAGUGAUGUGUGCGCCAAGGAACCUUCUCCACUGCGGUCCCGUCGAUGUGGAUAGGGGGGUGCACCCUCUGCUGUUUCCUGAAGUCCACGAUCAUCUCCCUUGUUUUGUUGACGUUGAGUGAGAGGUUAUUGUACCUGGCACCACACUCCCAGAGCCCUCACCUCCUCCCUGUAGGCUGUCUCGUCAUUGUUGGUAAUCAAGCCUACUACUGUUGUGUCGUCUGAAAACUUGAUGAUUGAGUUGGAAGCGUGCUUGGCCACGCAGUCAUGGGUGAACAGGGAGUACAGGAGGGGGCUGAGCACGCACCCUUGUGGGGCCCCUGUGUUGAGGAUCAGCGAAGUGGAGAUGUUUUUUCCUACCUUCACCACCUGGGGGCAGCCCGUCAGGAAGUCCAGGACCCAGUUGCACAGGGGGGGUUCAGACCCAGGGCCUCGAGCUUAAUGAUGAGCUUGGAGGGUACUAUGGUGUUGAAGGCUGAGCUAUAGUCAAUGAACAGCAUUCUUACAUAUGUAUUCCUCUUGUCCAGAUGGGAUAGGGCAGUGUGCAGUGUGAUGGCAAUAUAUCUGUGGAUCUAUUGGGGCGGUAAGCAAAUUGAAGUGGGUCUAGGGUGACAGGUAAGGUAGAGGUGAUAUGAUCCUUAACUAGCCUCUCAAAGCAUUUCAUGAUGACAGAGGUGAGUGCUACGGGGCAAUAGUCAUUUAGUUCAGUUACCUUUGGUUUCUUGGGUACAGGGACAAUGGUGGACAUCUUGAAGCAUGUGGGGACAGCAGACUGGGAUAGGGAGAGAUUGAAUAUGUCCGUAAACACUCCAGCCAGCUGGUCUGAGCAUGCUCUGAGGACACGUCUAGGGAUGCCAUCUGGGCCGGCAGCCUUGCAAGGGUUAACACGCUUAAAUGUCUUAAUCACGUUGGUCACGGAGAAGGAGAGCCCAUCUACACCUGCUCUUUCCAUGACAUAGACUAACCAGGUGAAUCCAUGAGACAAUUGAGACAUGGAUUGUGUAUGUGUGCCAUUCAGAGGGUCAAUGGGCAAGACUAAAUAUUUAAAUGCCUUUGAACGGGGGUAUGGUAGUAGGUGCCAGGCGCACCGGUUUGUGUCAAAAACUGCAACGCUGCUGGGUUUUUCACGCUCAACAGUUUCCCGUGUGUAUCAAGAAUGGUCCCACCACCCAAAGGACACCCAGUCAACUUGACACAACUGUGGGAAGCGUUGGAGUCAACAUGGGCCAGCAUCCCUGUGGAACGUCUUCGACACCUUGUAGAGUCCAUGCCUCGACGAAUUGAGGCUGUUCUGAGGGCAAAAGGGAACUCAAUAUUAGGAAGGUGUUCUUAUUGUUUUGCAAACUCAGUGUAAGUGUUUAACUACAGGUACCGUAGAUCUGAGUUAAACAGCUGUAAGAGGCAGUGGACGUAUUGUUGUCCGUCAGUUUGCUCCAAUCAGGGGAGAGAUGGUAGGGGGAAAAGUAUAGAGGAAAAUACAAUAGUAAAAGGGGAUUAGAAAUGAUAGAACCUGAUAGAACCUUAUAGAACCUGAUAGAACCUGAUAGAACCUGAUAUAACCUACAGUCUAUCUUCUCUAAGUAGCUAGUCCCCUAGUCUAUAUGCCUCACAGUCUUAUAGAUGUUCUCAAUGUCAUAGAGCAACUCCCAAAUGGCACCCUAUACCCCAUCAACCAAUCAACCAGUCAAUAGUAGUGCACUAUGUAGGGAAUAGGGUGCCAUUUGGGAUGCAGCUAUAGAGGCCAUGUGAGGCCCCUCUCUCCUCUCUCCUCUCUCCUCCUCUCUACCUCCAGGGUCGCCAUUGGGGCGUUGAUGGUGCUGGCUACUGGGCACCUCGGUCUCCACGAUAACAACACCAUGCCUUGGCCAGAGUUGUGACAUAGACGACUGGGGCUCGGGCUUUGAUGUCUCCAUGACAACCGUUGGCGCCAACAACAACACGUCCUCCUCCCAGCAGGCCGGUGACGACUCUACGCGGUCACAAACAGAGACAAGAGGAUCCUGGAUAAAUACAACCACCACCAACACCAUCACCUGCAUCAUCACAUACAUUAUCACCUACAUCAUCACCUACAUGAUAACUACCUACAUUAUCACCAACUACAUCAUCAUCACCACUGACACCAUUCUUCCGCUACGAGCCGGAAAAUUACGGAAUAUCAUCAUUUGCAAUGCUGUCCAUUUCCUUCCAUGGACUAUAGGGAAAAUGAAGCCAUUUCUGCUUCUUUCUUUUUAAGAAUAAUAUGUGAGUGAGCAUGUUGUGUAUUAUGUCGUCAGAGAGGAGCACCAGAGCUGUGAGGGGGUAUAUGUCAUUAUGUUGUGUAUUAUGUCAUCAGAGAGGAGCACCAAGCUGUGAGGGGGUAUUAUGUCAUUAUGUUGUGUAUUAUGUCAUCAGAGAGGAGCACCAGAGCUGUGAGGGGGUAUUAUGUCAUUAUGUUGUGUAUUAUGUCAUCAGGGAGGAGCACCAGAGCUGUGAGGGGGUAUUAUGUCAUUAUGUUGCGUAUUAUGUCAUCAGAGAGGAGCACCAGAGCUGUGAGGGGGUAUUAUGUCAUCAGGAGGAGCACCAGAGCUGUGAGGGGGUAUUAUGUCAUAGGGACAGUUGGGGUGUUUAUGUCAUCAGAGAGGAGCACCAGAGCUGUGAGGGGGUAGUCCAUAUGGUGUGUGAUGGAUCGGGGGACAGCUUGAAGGGGAUGUAUGGAGCUCAUGGUGGGAUACAAGUUAAUGUACAUGUAGAAACCAGUUUUAGUUAUAGCACUAGUCAGCCACUCAAUAUAAGGGGUUAUGGUAUGAAGAGAAACCAAUCCGUUGUCUAAUCAUUGAUCUAUUAUCAUCAGUCAUUUCAAAGAGAAACAAUUACAUAACUACCACAAGAGCACAGCAGGUGAGGUAGCAAUGGUCCAAGGGUAGAAAUCUCUCGAAGUCUGUAUGAACUGAGAGACCGAUCCUUACCGUCAUUCGUGAAUAUAUUUAACAGAAGUUAGCAGACAGCCAGGUCCAGAGAACAGAGUAUCACAUACGGUUAUUUGUUUAUAUGCCACCUGAAGACAUGAAACCUCUCCGCCUUGAUCGUUUAACAGCUGCUCUAUAACAGCUACAUCCCUGCACCAUCCUUUUCCCGUACCUAGACCCGUCCACCUUAGUGCCGAAUCUCUGCGUUGUUCCGCAGACUCUCAUCAGAACCAAGAUCUGUGGCCUGAGUGCCUGAUCAAUCAGUCCAUUUAAAAAGAAACCAAUACAUAACCACCCACAAGAGCAGGCAUAGAGUAACACGGCCAAGGGUAAAAAAUCUCUCGAAGUCUGUAUGAAAUCUUGAGAGACCCAUCCUUACCCUGUCAUUUCGUGAGAAUAUCUAAACAGACAGGUAGCCAGACAGCCAGGCAGAAACAGAGACAUCCACAUACGGUAUUAGUGUGAUCUAAUCAACUGAAAGACAGAAACCUCUCCCGGCUCAUUGAUUCGUUUAUACAGCGCUCUAUUAACAGUCACCUUAGCAACAACUGUUUUUCCCGGUACAUUAACCGUCACCUUAGUGACUGACUCUCUGUUGUUCCCAGACAUCUCAUCAGAACCAAGAUGUGGCCUGGAUCUCCGGCGUAUUUACCAUAAAAACCCUAAUCAAGACCUCUCUGGGGUUUAAUUACCUUUAAUAACCCUUGUGUGUCAUCAUUAGAACCAUGAGGUGGCCUGUCUCUGCCUUAAUACCUCCCUCCUCUCUAUCCCCCUCUCUCCUUCCUCCCCUCUCUCCGUCCUUCUCUCUUUCUCCCCUCUCUCUCCCUCCUCCUCUCUCUCUCUUCCUCCCCUCUCUCUCCUUCCUCCCCUCUCUCCUUCCUCCCCUCUCUCCCUGCUAACCCAGUGUGUUGUCUCCUGGUCAGAAUCAAAGAGGAGUCCCUGGUGUUUGAGGGCCUCCCCCAGGCAGCAGCAGACAUCGCUGUGAGGCUGGAUACUUUGUCUCAGACCCUCCAAGCCUCCGUCACCAAACAGGUCAAAGACUAAAACUCGCUUGAGAGACUCUUGAAAUAGCCUGGUCCAUUGCUAACGAAGAUAGCCUGGUCCCAGAUCUGUUUGUGCUGGCUCGCCAACUCCUGAUCAUAGAAGUUGGCAGCACGAACAGCUCUGGGACCAGGCAACUAAGGCCUAGAUUCAAUCGAUCAUGUUUUGACGGUGUUGGAGGUGUAACUAACUGCGUUGGAGCUGUCAAAUCGGUGAGAAGCUGCUCUUGUGAUCAGUGUCACGAAGCCACACCCGUUCCACUCGCGUUAGAAGUUCAGAAGGAGAAAGUGUAGCUAUAUAGAAAUAAUGACCCUCAAAAAAGGAAAAUCAUUUAACUAAAUAAUGAGGAUUUCUAUCAGCCUAAUGGAGGUGUAGAUUACCUCUCACAUUCCAGUGUUCAAACUUGUAAACAAGGCUGCAUGGGAUUGCUCUUAAUGCGACUCCGUGCAGCCAGUGGCAAUGUCCGCUUUAGGUUUCAUUCCGGGGAGCUGCUUGUGGAUUUGACAGGUCUAACACAUUCCACCUCUGAUACCGCCAAAACAACCGCUAUGUGGGUGUCGGCUAGCGGGGAUCUGAUAGACUCUGUCCCUAAGGAGAUCUCUCUGUAGACUUCACCCUCCUUCCUCUCUCCCUUUGCCCAGCAGCAGAAAGAGCUGACUGUCUGGUCCACUGUCUGGUCCACUGUCCGGUCCACUGUGCGGUCCACUGUCUGGUCCACUGUCCGGUCCAGCCACUAAUGCCACCUUCAACAUCUUUGUCUCUCAACAAAACAUACAUCUCGCUUGUCUGGAAUUGGAGGUCAGCAGGAUUCUACUGCUCUGUGUACUAUAAGGACUGUACUAAACAGAUACCUUGACAGGAAUGUUCUUUCUGGUCGUGUACUAUACCCAGCUAGCACAUUUGGUUCCUUGAAAGUUGUGGGAACCUAUGUUUUUGGUUUCACAUUGCUUGUGGGAAUGAAGCCAUACGUUUCCUGACCGGUAAAACUGAACAUCAACAUUUGCUCUGGGAAUGUUUAUUUUUAAGUUGCAGGGAGGUUCUGAGAUCUUUUUACUGUGAUUUCUUGAAAGUUUUCCUGGGAGGUUUUAUUAACGCUCUGAGAACGGAAAGUAUAGGUUAUUUUGAGGUUUUUGAAUAACUUCCUUAAAUCUUUCAAUGAAUGUUUCAAUAAAACUGCUAGCUUAUUUGGGGUUACAUUUUUUGGACUUCAUUCGCUUAGGCAUUAAUCAUGCAAACAUAUUUAUUUUUCAGUGAGAUUCGAACCUAUAAUCUUCUGUUUUCUAGUCCACUGUGCCACCAGGAUGGAACUAGCAUACAAAGCUGUUAAUUUUAGUAUAUUCAAACAGACUCCAUUUCAAAAGAAACAAGCAUUCAUUAAGAUCAGGUGUGCUACCAAAAAUAAUUUACUGAAACUUGUUACAAAUGACGGUGUCAGCCAUGAUUCACCAAACAAUAUUUUGAAAGUGGAAGCAAAGUACUUUCAGCAUACGUUUUCGUUUCAGUCUCCUCCAUCUCUACUAACCGAAGUUAAUUGUAUGGAUUUAUUUUCUAUUAAUAAUGUAAAAUUAACAGCUGUACAGAAAGACUCAUGUGAAGGCCAAAUUACAGAGGAGGAACUUCUUGAUGCAAUUAAAGCCUUUAAGUCCAGGAAAACUCCAGGGCUGGAUGGCAUACCAGUUGAGGUAUAUCAAAUAUGUUCUGAUACACUCAAAGGUCCGUUAUUAACAUGUUUUAAUCACUCCUAUAAAAAUGGUAGAUUAUCAGAUACUCAACAAGAAGGUUGAAUUUUCAUUACUACUGAAACAGGACCCAGGUGGUAAAUAUAAAGAUCCAGUCCAUUUAAAAAACUUGUCACGAUCGUCGUAUUGAACAGACCAAGGCGCAGCGUGAUGAACGAACAUGUUUAACUUUAUUAUCUUUAGUGAUAAUAGAACACAAUCAACAAAACAAGAAACGACUCGUGAAGUCCACGGUAACAAUGACCGAACACGGAACAAGAACCCACAAACACAAAGGGAAAACCGACAGUUUAAAUAUGGCUCCCAAUCAGAGACAACCAACGACAGCUGACACUCGUUGCCUCUGAUUGGGAGUCACUCUAGCCAACAUAGAAAUAAACCCAACAGAAUUACCAACAUAGAAAUAAACACAUAGAAUGAACACACCCUGGCUCAACAUAUAGAGUCCCAGAGCCAGGGUGUGACAAAACUCCAGGGCUGGAUGGCAUACCAGUAUACCAAACCUUUUUUGAUAUACUCAGAGCACCGUUAUUAACAAUGUUUUAACACUCCUAUAAAAAUGGUAGAUUAUCAGAUACUCAACAAGAAUGUCUGAUUUCAUUGCUACGGAAAAAUAGAUGAUUGUCAUUCUGGAAGGUUCUCCCAUCUCCAUAAAGGAACUCGAGUGACCAUCGGGUUCUUGGUCACCUACCUGACCAAGGCCCUUCUCCCUUGAUUGUACAUGAGGUAUUUCUAUUUUUAAUUUGUAAUACAUUUUGCAAACAUUUCUAAAAAUCUUUGUCAUUAUGGGGUAUUUUGUGUAGAUUUAUGAGGGUUAUUUUUUUAAAUCCAUUUUAUAAUAAGGCUGUAACGUAACAAAAUGUGGAAAAGUCAAGGGGUCUAAAUACAUUCCGAAUGCGCUGGAUAUGGGGGAUACAACCAUCCCAGCUCUGCAGGUUUUGCUGCGAAGAGACAAUAAUUAGAUCAUUUGUUUUGGUACUAUCCAUAUGUAGCUUGUUUUUGGUCGAAGGUUCAGGAAUGGUGAAGAAGUGCAACAUUUACCUGGAGCUAACUCUGCAAAUAGCACAGCUGGGUGAUUUGAAAAGUCAUAGUCAAUCAAUCAAUAAUAUAAUAAUACUUUUGGCAAAAUUGUUUAUCUUUAAUUUACAAUCUGUAGAAACUAUGAGAAUAGAAAGGUUCAGAACUUUUGUGAAACAUCACAGCACAGUUGAAAAGUAUAUGGCAAGAAGAAAUGGAUGGUCUUCAGAGAUAGAUGGGAGAGGUUGAGGGUAGCUGAAGGAUGGGAUUAAAAACAAAACAAAAAUAGAACUAAAGUCUGGACACACCUACUCAUUCCAGUGUGCAAAUCUGUCAUCAAGGCAAAGGGUGGCUACUUUGAAGAAUCUCAAACAUAAAAUAUAUUUUGAUUUGUUUAACACUUCUUUGGUUCCUACAUGAUUCCAUAUGUGUUAUUUCAUAGUUUUGAUGUCUUCACUAUUAUUCUACAAUGUAGAAAAUAGUAAAAAUAAAGAAAAACCCUGGAAUGAGUAGGUGUGUCCAAACUUUUGACUGGUACUGUAUAUAUUUUUAAGCUAAACAGGUGGGGCUCAAAACAGGUGGGGUUCUGCCCUGAAUGACGGGUCGCCUCUGUCUGUCUGUCUGUCUGUCUGUCUGUCUGUCUGUCUGUCUGUCUGUCUGUCUGUCUGUCUGUCUGUCUGUCUGUCUGUCUGUCUGUCUGUCUGUCUGUCUGUCUGUCUGUCUGUCUGUCUGUCUGUCUGUCUGUCUGUCUGUCUGUCUGUCUGUCUGUCUGUCUGUCUGUCUGUCUGUCUUGGUCUGUCUGUCUGUCUGUCUUGGUCUGUCUGUCUGUCUGUCUUGUCUUGGUCUGUCUGUCUGUCUGUCUUGGUCUGUCUGUCUGUCUGUCUUGGUCUGUCUUGGUCCCAGGGUAAGGAUGGAGAUCAGGAGAAGCUCAGGGCAGCUUUUAGUGGUUGGCGGGUUUUCCCUCUCUUGCUAGGAAAGCAAUAUCCUGGAAUUCAUACUGAAUAUCGCUCUGUUUCACUUUUGUUUAUCAGUGAAAAGACACAUGUGAAACAGGGUGAUAUUCAGCUAAUUCCAGGCUAGAAAAGCAAAGUGAUUUGUAAAUAAAGGAAAUUGUAUACGAGUGCAAUGGGUUAUAUGUGAGAGGGUAUGUUAUGCUGUGAGAGAAAGAUAUACUGUAUGCAGUGAAUUGGUGAGGAAAUGGGCAGCCAGGCUGAGGUGAUUGUUGCAUGAGUGACUUUGACCCCCAUUCCUUGUCAGAGUUCAAACGACAACCCACUCCCGUUGAAUGGGUUGGAAACAGAGUGCAUCCCAAAUGGCACCCUAUACCCUAUAUAGUGCACUACUUUAGAGCCCUAUGGAACCGGGCCAAAAGUAGUGCACUACAUAGUGGAUAGGGUGCCAUUCUCUGGCCUAAAGUAGUGCACUACAUAGUGGAUAGGGUGCCAUUUGCAACUGAACCACACACAGCCCUGACCUGAAGUAUACAAGAUCAAUGGGGCUUUAUAUAGAUGGCUUCCACUGGGAUAAUGUUGUGUAUGGUUCCACUGGGGUAAUGUUGUGUAUGGUUCCACUGGGGUAAUGUUGUGUAUGGUUCCAGGGGGUAAUGUUGUGUAUGGUUCCACUGGGGUAAUGUUGUGUAUGGUUCCAGGGGAUACUGUUGUGUAUGGUUCCAGGGGAUACUGUUGUUGGGGUUUUAGGCUGGGUUUUAUGUAUAGCACUUUGUGACAUCUGCUGAUGUAAAAAGGGCUUUAUAAAUAAAUACAUUUGAUUGAUUGAUUGAUUGUGUAUGGUUCCAGGUGAUAAUGUUGUAAAGGGAAAAUAGCAUUGCCGUGACAUGGAGGGGAGGCCAGGUUGUUUGUUGUGUUGACCCCAUCCCUUUAAGAGUUUAAAGGAACAACAUGAGAUGGAGGGGAGGCCAGGUUGUUUGUUGCGUUGACCCCAUCCCUUUAAGAGUUUAAAGGAACAACAUGAGAUGGAGGGGAGGCCAGGUUGUUUGUUGCGUUGACCCCAUCCCUCUAAGAGUUUAAAGGAACAACAUGAGAUGGAGGGGAGGCCAGGUUGUUUGUUGCGUUGACCCCAUCCCUUUAAGAGUUUAAAGGAACAACAUGAGAUGGAGGGGAGGCCAGGGUGUUCGUUGCGUUGACCCCAUCCCUGUAAGAGUUUAAAGGGACAACAUGAGAUCAUUCAUCUCCUUCCCCUCCAGUUAAGGAGUUAGAAACACACAGACCUGUGUACAGCCCUGUGGCUCUGGUCUAAAGUAGUGCACUAUAUAGGGAAUAGGGUGCCAUUCUCUGGUCUAAAGUAGUGCACUAUAUAGGGAAUAGGGUGCCAUUCUCUGAUGUAAAGUAGUGCACUAUAUAGGGAAUAGGGUGCCAUUCUCUGGUCUAAAGUAGUGCACUAUAUAGGGAAUAGGGUGCCAUUCUCUGAUCGAAAGUAGUGCACUAUAUAGGGAAUAGGGUGCCAUUUGGGACACAGUCCUUGUCUGAGGUCAGUGACAGCAGUGAUUUAUCCAGGAGGGGAAUUCUGAAACGAUAUUAGUAAUUAUGAAAUUAUAAAGGUAUAGUGUAUUCAUUAAGUAUAUGGCCAUAUGUUUAUGUUAUUUUUUGUUUUGUUUAAUCCAGCUGUGA
Coregonus sp. 'balchen' is the source of this 17042-nucleotide messenger RNA. NCBI's taxonomy places the organism in Eukaryota, Metazoa, Chordata, Actinopteri, Salmoniformes, Salmonidae. The record is from the annotation of a GenBank genome assembly.